Molecule: messenger RNA, 1097 nt
Organism: Lotus japonicus
Lineage: Eukaryota; Viridiplantae; Streptophyta; Magnoliopsida; Fabales; Fabaceae
Product: VQ motif-containing protein 4
Exons: 1
Coding region: 104-910 (268 amino acids)
Source: RefSeq, a predicted model, not a curated record
UCUUACCAAACCAAACAAAAGUUCCAACCUUUUCUCUUUCAUUUCAUAUCUUCUCUUUUUCUCUUCUUCUCCUUCUUCUUCUCCUCUCUCUAACCAGUCAACCAUGGAUUCCAAAUCCCCAAGAACCAACAACAACCACCACCACCACCACCUUCUCCCAUCUCCUCGCAGCUCAAGCAGCAGCAGCAGCACCAGCAACAAUGGCGGAGCAAUCCCAUCUCCGCCGUCACCCUCGCCGUACCCGCCAAAACCCAUCACCAGAUCCGACUCCGCCAACCCAUAUCCAACCACCUUCGUCCAAGCCGACACCUCCUCCUUCAAGCAAGUCGUCCAGAUGCUCACCGGAUCCACCGAGACCGCCAAACAAGCCUCCUCCGAAGUCCUCGCCGGCACCGCCGUGCCACCCAACAAAUCCCACCACCACCAUAACCACAACCACCACAACCACCACCACAUCCCGCCGAUCAAAACCAUUCCCAGGAAGCAGAACCACCAGCAGCACCAAUCAGGGUUCAAGCUCUACGAGCGGAGAAACUCGCUCAAGAAUCUCAAGCUCAACCCACUCCUCCCUGUGUUCUCUUCUCCUCAUCACUCCGCCGGUUCCGCCGGAUUCUCUCCCCGGAAGCCGGAGAUUCUCUCCCCCAGCAUCCUCGACUUCCCGGCGCUUGUUCUCAGCCCCGUCACUCCCCUCUUGCCGGACCCCUUCAACCGCGCCGCCGCCGGGAACCUACACCGGUGUGGGAAUUCAAGCCCAAGCUUGAACACUGAAGCUGAAGAGAAAGCUAUCAAGGAGAAAGGGUUUUUCUUACACCCUUCUCCCUCAACCACUCCCAGAGACCCUGAACCUCGCUUGCUUCCAUUGUUUCCUACAACUUCACCUAGAGCCUCAGGUUCAUCUUCAUCGUCUUGAAUUUUAAUUUUCACCCUUUUUGUCUCUUUUAGAUUUUGUGUAAGAUUCUUAUAUAUAUCAAAUUAUCAAUGACAUUGAUGAGGAAAAGAGAGAUGAAAUUGUAAUGGGUUAUGCAGAAAAUGCAAGAAUCUUGCUUCAAUUGUAUGUAAAAUUGAAAAUUAUAUGCCCUUUUUGCCUUUGAUUUUGA